Arctia plantaginis is the source of this 459-nucleotide messenger RNA. The record is from the annotation of a GenBank genome assembly. Lineage: Eukaryota; Metazoa; Arthropoda; Insecta; Lepidoptera; Erebidae.
AUGAAGUCUAUGUACGUUCUGUCCUUUCUGCUGGCUGUGGCCGCUGUCAGUGGCUACGACACCGCUCAUGAUGACUUUGAUUAUAAUGAAUUUGUCAAAAAUCCUUACCUUUUGAGGGAAUACAACCAUUGCUUCAUCGAAGUUGGGCCUUGCGACCAAAUCGCUGCCUUUUUUCAGCCAUUCAUUCAGGACGCAGUAUUAACAGCUUGCGCUAAAUGUAGUCAAGCACAAAAGCGACUAGCACAUAAGUUCCUUGAAUCGCUGGAGCACUAUCUACCCGAGGAAUACGAAUUAUUCAAGAAGAAGUUUGAUCCUUAUGAAUUGUUUUUUGAUGCUUAUAGGGCUGCUUCAUUAUUACGUUACGAUCCGCAUUCUACGAUAGAUCAACAUGAAGUGUAUCUGCAUAUUGUCCUUUCUUCUGGCACUGGUUGCUGUCAAUGGCGAGACUUACACCACUGA